UUCGCAGCAAAGUCUCCUCCCUAUAAAACAACCACGAUUCCCCAUCCCAAUCUCUCCUCAUCACGAGUCCUGGAAAUCCCGCAAAAGAACCCCAAGAAACAAGUGAAAAAAUUCGAUCUUUCCUCGAUUCGGUCCUCCAAUCCACCAAGAGCAGCCAUGGCCGCCGAGUCCGCCAACGACGCCCGCAACAACCAGCCCGCCACGGAGGAGGAGGUGACGGUGGAGAGGGCGACGGAGGAGAAGGAGGAGAGGCUGAGGUACCUGGAGUUCGUACAGCAGGCGGCGGCGCAGGCGCUGGUGCUGGCGGCGGCGGUGUACGCGUACGCCAAGCAGGGGGCCGGGCCGCUCGGCCCCGGCGUCGACAGCGUCGAGGGCACCGUCAAGGCCGUCGUCGGGCCCGUCUACGACCGGUUCCACGCCGUGCCGCUCGAUCUCCUCAAGUUCCUCGACCGCAAGGUCGGUGAGUCCGUUGAGGAGCUGGACCGCCGCGUCCCGCCGGUGGUGAAGGAGGCCCCCAACCUCGCCCUCUCGGCGGUCAACGAGGUUCGCCAGUCCGGCGUUGUGGGCACGGCGGCUGGCCUCGCCAAGUCGGCCAUCGCCCGCGCCGAGCCCAAGGCCCGGGAGCUCUACACCCGCUACGAGCCCGUGGCGGAGCGCAGGGCCGCCGAGGCCUGGGUCGCCCUGAACCGCCUCCCGCUGGUGCCGUCUGUGACCAGGGCCGUGCUCCCCACUGCCGCGCAGCUGUCGGCAAGGUACAACUCGGCGGUGUGCGACGGCGCCAAGCGCGGCAGCACGGUCGCCACGUACCUCCCGCUGGUGCCGACCGAGAGGCUUGCCAGGGUGUUCAGCUACCCCAUGGCUGACGCCGCCCCGGCGCCGGAGAUGCAGCCCAUUCCAUCGCAGUAGAGAUGGAGAUGGAACAACUUGAAACGACAUUUCCAUGACAUAUAGCAGCGUCAUCCUUUAGCAAGUACUGAAGUCUUAAUGUGUAAUGAGGUGACGAACUGAAGUUGUAUGUGGUUGGUACCUGUGAUUAACAGGAGUCAGGAGGUGGCCUUGGUUCAUGCUUACGUUGAAAUUCUCCGCUCUAUAAAAGUGACAUCUUUUUCUUUCAAAUUUA
This is a messenger RNA of Phragmites australis (common reed), 1120 nucleotides long. Its product is annotated as REF/SRPP-like protein OsI_017815. NCBI's taxonomy places the organism in Eukaryota, Viridiplantae, Streptophyta, Magnoliopsida, Poales, Poaceae. The transcript has 3 exons. The record is from RefSeq and is a predicted model, not a curated record. Bases 157 to 906 code for a protein of 249 amino acids.